This is a messenger RNA of Stylonychia lemnae, 1722 nucleotides long. The record is from the annotation of a GenBank genome assembly. Lineage: Eukaryota; Ciliophora; Spirotrichea; Sporadotrichida; Oxytrichidae.
AUGUCAUAUAUCAACUCCUACUUCAACGAUACACGUCAAUUGCCAAGAAUAAGGAUCAUUAAAGACAGCAUGAAUUCUAUAGGUAUCGACUCAUUAAAAAGUAUCUUAGAAUCUAGCAAAGCUGGAAUCAAUGAAAUAGGCUAAAUAAGUGAAGAUCUUGAGAUUGAAAUGGUUGAUCUCCAAAAAGACAUAAAAAUUGAUUGCAUGUCUGAAGACCUCAAAUAACUUGAGACUAGCAGAUCAGUAGAGAUAAAGCAAGAAUCUAAGCUCCUCACUGAUCAUGAAGUUCAAAACUAUCUCAAAUAUAAUAGGAUGCAUACUGAGAUUAAUGAGUAGACAUUUGAACAUUAGAAUGAUAAAUAUCAGAACAUAGAAGGAAAUAGAGCAAAAGCAAAAUAAAAUGGCAGUAACAAGGGUUAGUAAUCUCAAUCCUAAGCAAGAGGAUGCCUUAAUUUCUUACUCGACGUUGAAACUGAUAAAUGUAAAAACUGUAAUAAAAAUUUGCAAGCACAUUAGGUCCCAAGGUUUUUAGAGCCUUAUCCUAGCGAAGUUUAUUUAAAUAUUGACUCUCGCAAGUCUAGACAAGAUUAUGAUCCAAUGACUCUCUCAGAGAAAAUUUAGCAUAGUUUAAGAAUAAAAAGUAAUAAGUCAAAUUAGAGUAAGCUGAAACUUAAUAGACUUGACAACUUAACUAUUCAAGCAAAGACAUUUUACUGUUAGAUAUGCUAUUUAGACUGUCCAAUAGAUCAGAUAAUGAUAAUUAAAUGUGGUCAUUAUUUUUGUAAGGAUUGCCUUCAAGGAUUUCUAGACUUCAUGAUAAAUUAAAGUGGGAUAGUAUACAAGAUGAAGUGCCCAAGUGCAGGAUGUGAGAAAACUUUCGAUAAAGAAAACUUGAAAGACUGGCUUAGUGAGGAUAAUUUUUAUAAGUUUCAGAAGUUUAUGGCGAAUUAUGAAGUUAGUAAGUCAAACAACAAAAGAUUUUGUCCUUAGGUGAAUUGCGAGCAAAUUGUUGAAGGAAAGAAAGGAUAAACUAAAACUGAGUGUCCUAAAUGUAUGAAACAUUUCUGCUUUUAAUGUUAGCUACCUUGGCACGAAGGAAUUAAUUGCAAGGAGGCUUAGGCAAAAGUCUACAAAGAUUGGGCUAUUAAUAUUGGUGCUAAUUAAUGUCCAAACUGCAAAGCUCCUGUUCAAAAAGAUAGAGGUUGUCAUCACAUGAAUUGCAUUGUUUGCAAUUAUAAAUGGUGUUGGGUGUGCGGAAAUAGCCUGGAUCACUGGAUUCACAAAUUUGAAUAGAGUCCCUUUAAUUGCUCUAAGGCUCCAAAAAAUAAAAAGAACAAGUGCUAGUUCUUUGCGCUAUUUAUAUUAGGGUUGCUCUUUAUGCCUUUGAUUAUUUAUAUAAUCAUGAUGGGUGUCUGUAUGUAUUUCGGGGCUUCAAUGUUUUUUAAGGCUGUUGAUAAUUGCAAAGCUUGCGAUAGAGUAUUUGGAUGCAUGUGUCUCUCAACUAUAUUCCUGCCUUAUAUCUCUAUUAUUCUUGUUCUAUCUGCAACCAUUUCAUGCAUGGCUGCAAUUUUGCUGCUAUUGCCAGCCUAUUAUGUCCAUGUAUAUGGAUAUCUGUCAGCUUAUAACUGGUGGAGGAAGUCCACUAGGAUGUAGAAUAUGACUUAAUAUCAAAUUGCUAAUCCUGAAUAGCCUAAGAAGUAAGAUAAAGAUAAUAAAGUAUGA